Messenger RNA from Tetrahymena thermophila SB210, 1341 nucleotides. Its product is annotated as pseudouridine synthase Rlu family protein. Lineage: Eukaryota; Ciliophora; Oligohymenophorea; Hymenostomatida; Tetrahymenidae. Gene Ontology annotation, biological process: pseudouridine synthesis. The transcript has 4 exons. The record is from RefSeq and is a predicted model, not a curated record. Gene Ontology annotation, molecular function: RNA binding; pseudouridine synthase activity.
AUGGAAGUUUUUAACAACUCAAUUAAGCCAACCUACUUCUUUCAUGGGCCUUUUAGAUUUGUGAAGGCUUAUGAGCAUUGUUUCCGCACUCACUCAAAAGGUAGAUGGGUCGGAAAUCCUAUUUUAGAAGUCCUUGAAAAGGAGUUUCAUGCAUACACUAAAGAAUAUUAUCAAAAUGCUAUAGAAAAAGGAAAAAUUCUAGUAAAUAAAUAAAAGCAAAAUAUAGACUAUCGUUUUAAGCACAAUGACUUAUUUGAGCACUUCACUAGUAGAGUAGAACCACCAAUAAUUAAUCUUUUACCAAAAGUGAUUUUUGAAGAUGAUAAAUUGUUAGUACUCAGUAAGCCUCCUUAUAUUAGCGUUCACGCCUCAGGAGGAUUUCAUUUUAACUCUCUAGUUGGAUUACUCAAAUUUGAAAUGGGUUACAACAUAGAAUUAUAUGUGCUGCAUAGAUUAGAUAAGCUGACUUCAGGAGUUUUAAUUAUGGCCAAAGAUAGGGAUUUAACUAAAAAAUUUCAUGAAUCUGAAACUGAGUUAAUUAAAAAAACAUAUUUGGCUCGUGUUCAUGGAAAUUUCAAUCAUCAGUACUUAGAAUAUGAAAAGCCUAUUUAUUGUAUUUAUAAGAAGGUAGGAACCUAUGCCGUAUUAGAUACAACUGAUGAAGAAGAAAUAAAAUCUAAAGGAGCUAAAUAGUCAAAAACUAUAUUCAAAAAAAUAUGGUAUGAUGAAAAGAGUGAUUCAUCCCUUUUAGAAUGUUAGCCAAUAACUGGCAGAACUCAUUAAAUUAGAGUUCAUUUAAGUAGUCUUGGUUUUCCUAUUAUAAAUGAUACUUAAUAUGGCGGCUAAUUUUUAGGAAAUGGAAUAAUCAAGGUGAAAUUCCCAGAAAUAUAUACUGGUUUAAAAUCUGAAAAAGCAUAAAAUCCCUAAUCAAUCUCAUAAAGCUUAAUUGAGUCAAAUUAAGAGGAGUGUGUAGAAACAAUUCAAAAAAAACAUAAAAACAAUGAAGGGGAUGCCUCAACUAGCAAAGAAAAAGUAGUAAUUUAGAAUUAAGUCGAGAGUCAUGAGAAUGAAAAAAAUAAAUAAGAUGAUUCAAAUGAAGAGCAAAAGCAUGAACAUAAUUAAAAAGAUUUAAAGGAAGUAGGUGAAGAUGGAUCUUAUAUGUUAUCUCAAGAAAAUGGUCUUUACAAAUUAGAAGGUAAUUUGGUAGAGGAUUAUGAGUGGGAUUAUAAAAAUUAGCCUUUAGAAAUUUGCUUGCAUUCUAUGAAAUAUAUUUUCUAAUCAUAUAUUUUUGAAGACGAAAAGCCUUAUUGGGCUGACUAGAACUUUUCUUUCUAAGAUUGA